Durusdinium trenchii is the source of this 841-nucleotide messenger RNA. The record is from the annotation of a GenBank genome assembly. NCBI's taxonomy places the organism in Eukaryota, Dinophyceae, Suessiales, Symbiodiniaceae.
GACCGGGGUUUUCAGAUUGGAAGACUUCAGAAACUGGUGAAGAACAAUCUCUUUAUUCUGGCCAUGGUCGAGGUUUGCCCAAGGCAAGCAACAGUCCGCUUGGUCAGCACGUUGGGACGUCGCAAUCAAGGCCGAGAGCAAAAAGGAAGUCCCGCUCCUGGAGACAUCGUCUUGGCAAGGUUUUCGGAUUCCACCGAUUGCUACUGGGCCAAGGUUGCUCGUAUUGCUGGCAGUACCUGCGAUGUUGAAUGGCUACGGCCAUUCGCUGGCCAGCCUGGCGGCCCACUCUACGCCUGUAGCAAUGGCUGUGACGACACUCAGGGACGGUCUGGCUUGAGGCCAGAAGACCUACGGUGGCCCUUGCCAGAAGAGUUAGCGUCAGAUUCAGCUCCACUCGUGCCUGAGAUGGAUUUCCAUUAUACUGAUGUGUCUGAGGAGGAAGUUGUCACUGUCCACCGUCCGGACCGUCCAGCUCAAACUUUUCAACAUCAGGGGUCUGGUGCACCUCUUUGGCCAGGCGACAUCCAAGACUUCCAUUGGACUUCAAUGCGCUCAGUGGACGAGAGCUAUGAGAAACCUGGUCCGUGGCCAGAGAAUUUCGCCAAGCGUGGUGCAGAGCCACCUGCAGAGCCACUCAUGUCUGGCUUCAGCAAGUUUGUCUUCCAGAGCCUUAAAUUGGAUGCCUGUUGUGCUCCAGAUUCGAGCCACAAAGCCAUCUCCGUGCUUUGAGAUCCAAAGGAUCCUCAGUUGAACGGAAGAUCCAACCGGCCAUUUGGUGAAGCUGGGCUUUAGGAAACAGCUUCCAGCCUUGCAGUGUGCCUGAAAGGCCGUUUGAAGCAAA